Molecule: messenger RNA, 1145 nt
Organism: Spinacia oleracea (spinach)
Lineage: Eukaryota; Viridiplantae; Streptophyta; Magnoliopsida; Caryophyllales; Amaranthaceae
Product: NADPH-dependent 1-acyldihydroxyacetone phosphate reductase
Exons: 3
Coding region: 194-1039 (281 amino acids)
Cellular component (GO): endoplasmic reticulum
Molecular function (GO): oxidoreductase activity
Source: RefSeq, a predicted model, not a curated record
AUUCGGAAAAUGGGAGGUUGGAGUUGGAGUUGGAGUUGGAGUUGGGGGUUGGCUUGUCUUUGUCUUUCGUGGGAAAUUAAAUCAACAUCGUAAAUUACUAUUUUUGCCAACUUUCUCCAUCAACAAACCCACCACAAUUCACAAACUUGAAAGAAAGAAAAAAAAAAAAAGAGUUAAAAGUCUUAAAAUUUGAAUGGAGGUGAACAAGAAGCAAGAAGUAGCACCAGUAGUACUAAUCACCGGAUGUUCAGAUGGGGGCAUCGGAAACGCCCUUGCACGAGCUUUUGCGGCGGAGAAAUGCCAGGUUGUAGCCACCACCAGAUCUCUGUCAACUAUGUCGUCGUUGGAACAAGAUCCUCGUUUUAUGCUUAUGGAACUCGAUGUCUUGUCGGAGGACAGCGUCAAUCGUGUUAUAUCCUUCGUUUUGGACAACUUUGGCCGGAUUGAUAUUGUUGUUAAUAAUGCUGGUGUUCAGUGUGUUGGCCCUCUUGCUGAAAUCCCUAUUCCUGCUCUGCAACGCACUUUUGAUACCAAUGUUUUUGGUACAAUGCGAUUGAUUCAAGCUGUGGUACCGCACAUGGCAUUGAGGCGAAAGGGAAAGAUUGUAAAUGUUGGGAGUGUAACUGUAUUGGCACCUUUACCAUGGGCAGGUGCUUAUACUGCAUCAAAAGCUGCUAUUCAUGCUCUUACAGACUCUCUCAGGUUAGAACUUCGGGUUUUGGGUAUUGAUGUUAUAAAUGUUGUACCUGGAGCUAUCAAAUCAAAUAUAGGGAAUUCCGCCAUUGCAAACUAUAGCAAAUUUCCAGAAUGGAAACUAUACAAGCAAUAUGAUGAAGCUAUACGCGAAAGAGCUACCAUUUCCCAGGGCCCUAAAUCAACAUCAGCUGAAGAGUUUGCAAAGAAAACAGUUAAUGCUAUACUCAAGAAAAACCCACCUGCUUGGUUCUCCUAUGGCCAUCAAUCCACAGUGAUGAACAUCAUGUAUUAUAUGCCAAUCUUUGUCCGGGAUUUCGUAUUGCGGCUUGUCUCCAAAUGCUGAUUUGUUUGUCAAAGAAUUCUAAUACAACAAUUGACUGAAAUUUUUGUAAAUUUUCAUCAUAUUUUUGGUAAUUCUAUUCGAAUCCAACCUUGUUUUUGUUUGUUUA